UCAAAACUCGACGAGUAACUGCAGAGUCAAAACAAUACCAAUAAAAGAGUGAAGACAUUGUUCUACACGACAGCACACACUAGCCAAAGGCGAGCAACUGUUGACUGCAGCUGCGUUUUCUAGUGACUUGCUUGUCAGCUGUCGAAGGGUGGGGAUUUUUUUUAAUUUAUUUAUUUGGCCUCCGGCAGCUGACAUCCAUUGAGCCAAAGAGUGGGGAUUACCUUGACAGUGCAGCGCAGCCCGCCAAGGAAGAAAAAAAAACAAUGAAGAACUAUGAAACGCACAUCUGUGUCGAUGUACAGUAAUUUCAUUAACUCUCCAUUAUUUUUUCUGUCAAAGUAGACAACGAGACUACAGAAUUGCGCUUCAGUUUCUGCAGUAAACGUAUCACAAAUCUCCACUUUGUUUUUGUGAUUAGUUUUACACCAAAUUUUAUCAGACCUAUGUCAUUGACACUUCUACCUGUACAUGUGCGCAAUCGCGCGCACAUGCAGACGAUACAUUUAGGUUUUUUAAUGGGUUCACGUGUGUAUGGCGUGCGUGCGUGGUGGGGAGAGGGGUUGGAGGUGGUGGGAACUCCCUGCAAGCCAUUCGUUCCAGUUGCAGUCAGGCAGUAGCAGGUCAACAUCAUUGUUCUUUGUUACAUGCUUCAUACUGCUCUUGUCAUCAUGGAUGUGGAGCAACUUAUAAAUGAAGUUAAGCUGCGCCCAGCUAUUUGGGACCAGAGACUGGGCGAAUACCACAAUCGUGACGUAAUUUCCAGUUUAUGGAAUGAAGUGGCACAGGAGUGCUGUUCAGAUGUUAAAACGGCGAAAUCUAAAUGGAAACAUCUGAGAGACAAUUACAGAGCAGAACUUAAGAAACUUGGUAACGUUAGAUCAGGUGACCCAGGAAAAAGCCCACAGAAACGCAAUACCACUUGGCCUUGGUUCCAACACAUGCAUUUCCUAAGGGAUAUUUUAAUUCCAAGAGCAAUGCAGAGUUCGCUGUCAUCAGAAACGGAACCAGAAAGUCAAUCUCAACUAUCUCCAGAAUUUUCGUCUAACGACCACUCUAGUCCACAAGAUGAACGAGAUCAGUCUGAUAUAUCAUCAUUAGCGGCAGUUGAUGAAACGUCGCCACUGGCAAGCACAGUAUCACAAAGGAAAAAAAAGAGAAGUAGUGGGCCAAAUAUUGAAGAAGAAUUUUUAAAGCUCGAAAAGGACAAAUUAGCUGUGAUGAAGGCACAUCAAGACAUGACCCAAAACGAUGAUACGUACCACUUCCUGAUGAGUCUCAGGAGUGCAAUAAACUCCCUUCCAGUUCAGCGGCAAAUGUUUGUGAAACUUAAAAUACAAGAGCUUGUUUAUAAUGAAUUGGAGGCAGGGAGUGCAGUGCCAGGUUCUUCAAAACAAUGA
Molecule: messenger RNA, 1397 nt
Organism: Schistocerca cancellata (South American locust)
Lineage: Eukaryota; Metazoa; Arthropoda; Insecta; Orthoptera; Acrididae
Exons: 2
Coding region: 645-1397 (250 amino acids)
Biological process (GO): regulation of transcription by RNA polymerase II
Cellular component (GO): transcription regulator complex; nucleus
Molecular function (GO): DNA binding
Source: RefSeq, a predicted model, not a curated record